AGACGACAACCCGGAUCCUGACACGUCCACACUUAUUCGUAACCAGACUUGUUCAGACUGUCUUUGGUGUCGGUACUUUUUACUGUGAUUUGGACAACUUGAAAUUUACGAGACGAAGAUGCAUCUUUUCACCAAGAUCAUCGUGAUCAUCGCCCUCGUCACUGCAGUUGAUUGUACCUGCAAGUGGCAAGGCAAAACAUGCGAGGAUGGUACCCGGAUGGUGCACUGCCAUCCUGACCCCUGUGACGUGACGACCUGCCCAGGUGAUCCUGACGCUACAUGUGUGUCUGACAACUGUGGCGGCUGCCAUGCCAACUUCUACAUCAGGGAGGGCGUGACAGCUUGUUGUGAAGACUGUUGUGGAGGCUAUGCACACCCGUGUGACACCGGCCUUCCAUUCGCACUCCCGGACAUGUGCUUUUGCCAAUCAGGCCUGCUGUGUUACCCUAACCCUAACGACGUCACUAGGGGUGUGUGUAUGACCCAGGAGGAAGUGGAUGCCUUAGGAGGAAUGCCUCCAAUACGUGGUUAAAACUCAUGUAUAAGCAAGAAACCGAAGCUUAAACUGAAUUUCAUGAGUUUUUUUUGGGGGGGGGGAAUUUCUUGUUUAGAAUUCUCGCUGAUUGUUCCCAAGCAUAUUCCCACUGGCUCCCAUCACACAACAGACAUGCAUAUAGCAGGGAAUUGAACACAGGAAAUGAGAUAACCUUUGAUAACCUGUUCCAGGACCUUUUACCUUAAGUGCACUACAUGUGUGUAG
Molecule: messenger RNA, 760 nt
Organism: Branchiostoma belcheri (Belcher's lancelet)
Lineage: Eukaryota; Metazoa; Chordata; Leptocardii; Amphioxiformes; Branchiostomatidae
Exons: 3
Coding region: 119-532 (137 amino acids)
Source: RefSeq, a predicted model, not a curated record